Sporothrix schenckii 1099-18 is the source of this 1614-nucleotide messenger RNA. Its product is annotated as MFS lactose permease. Bases 1 to 1614 code for a protein of 537 amino acids. The record is from RefSeq and is a predicted model, not a curated record. The transcript is spliced from 5 exons. Gene Ontology annotation, molecular function: carbohydrate:proton symporter activity. Lineage: Eukaryota; Fungi; Ascomycota; Sordariomycetes; Ophiostomatales; Ophiostomataceae. Gene Ontology annotation, cellular component: membrane. Gene Ontology annotation, biological process: transmembrane transport; carbohydrate transport.
AUGGCUGACUCUACAGCAAAGCUUGCCACGGCCACCUCCCAUCACGAGGAGGACAGCCACAGCCUGAAGCAUGCCACGACGCAGAACAUCAUGACCGAGUCGCGCAUGCAGGCUGCUCUGCUGCGUGAGAACCCGCGUCCGUUCCGCAAGAGCUUCCUCAAGCUGUACGGCUGCAUUUUUGUCGGCUACCUGUGCUGUGCCACCAACGGCUUUGACUCCAACACGUUUGGCGGCCUCUCUGCCAUCCCUCAGUUUACCAAAUACUUUGGCAUCACCACCAAGAACCAGGGCCUGGUCGCCGCCCUGUUUGUCAUUGGCAACAUUGCCGGCUCGCUGUUUGCCGGCCCGUGUGCCGACAAAUACGGCCGCAAGGUCGGCAUGGCCCUCGGCUCCACCAUUUGUGUCAUCGGCGCCGUCCUCCAGACGGCCGGCCAGAACCUGGCCAUGCUGGAGGCCGGCCGCUUCAUCCUCGGCGUCGGCGCCGUGCUGGUCCAGACGGCCGGUCCGGCCUACGUCGUCGAGAUGUCGUACCCAAAGUACCGCGCCCAGCUCACCGGCGGCUACCAGGCCUGCUUCUUCUUGGGGACCAUCAUCUCGACGUGGCUCGAGUACGGCCUCAACCACAUUGACACGAACCUGUCCUACCCCUGGCGGCUGCCUCUCGCCGUCCAGGGCCUGCCGUCGAUCAUUAUGCUGUGCGCAAUUGCUUUUAUCCCGGAGAGCCCGAGAUGGCUCUACGCCCAAGGACGCGAGGAGGAGGCCAGGGCCAUUCUCAUCAAGUACCACGGCGACGGCGACCCGAACUCGCUGGUGGCCAACCUCGAACUGGAAGAAAUGGCCGAGGUCAUUGAGCUCGACGGCACCGACAAGCGCUGGUGGGACUUCCGGUCGCUGUUCCGCACCCGCGCCGAUCGCUACCGCAUCUUUUUGGUCUCCUGCAUUUCGUGGUUCGGCGAGCUGGACUUGCCUCCGACCAGCUACUACUUUCCAUUGAUGGUCAAAACUGUCGGCAUCACCAGUGUCUCGACGCAGCUGUUGCUGAACGCCAUCCAGACACCCGUCAUGGCCGUGGCCGCCCUUGCGGGCCUGAGUCUCGUCCACAAGUUUGGCCGUCGGAAGCUGCUCAUGAUUUCCAGCGCCGGCAUGACCGUGUCCAUGGCGAUCAUCACGGCGUGCACGGCCAAACAAGCAGGCCGGCCCGCCGUCGGCGGCACCGGCAUUGCCUUUCUCUACGUCUUCCUUGUGUGCUUUGCCUUUGCAUGGACGCCAAUGCAGUCGCUGUAUCCCGUCGAGGUCCUCGCCUACAAUGCCCGCGCCAAGGGCAUGGCCUACUUGGCCUUUAUGAACAACGCCGUCAAGGUCCUAAACACAUACGUGCCACCCAUUGCCAUUGCCAAUUCUGGCUGGAAGUACUAUUUGCUCUACGUCAUCUGGGACGCAUUUGGCAUUGUCGUCAUCUACUUCUUCUUCGUCGAGACCCGCGGCUGGAACUUGGAGGAGAUCGAGGCUCUGUUCCAUGCCAAGAACCCCGUCAAGGCCAGUCUGGCCAAGAAGAAGAUUAGCGUCGCCGAGGACGGCACCAUCACCAAAGUGGCCGGUCCGGAUGAUAUUUGA